AUGGGAGUCACAAUAGACCCUUUUCAUCUUUUAUUAGUUAUACUGUUUAGUUCAGUAAUAGCAAGAAAUGAUUUUUACAUCGAAAUUGUGGUAUCACCAAUUGUGAGGUCAGAUAUCAUUGGUGAAAUAAGGCUGAUAUGGGAAUCACGACAGUUCGUACUUGGUGAUCGUGUUGUCCUUUACAGAUCUGGUGAUGUGGUAUUCCAAUACGAACCGCAGGGAUGUAGUGGUUCUAUAGAUACUGGUUCCUUUGUUGGUGAAACAAAUUUCACCCAAUCCUAUACAACAUACUGCACUAUAUUUUCUGGAGCAUAUGUUCAGGACAAUGAGACAAUGGCUUACUCCUGUUUACAAAACUCUCCAACAUGGAUGAAUGAUAUCAGAAAUGAUAUUGAGAACUUGAGCUUAGGUGAUAUUUUCAUACCUGGCACUCAUGAUUCGGCAUCAUAUGUGAUAUCAAAGACAGCAUACUUAGAAAACAUUUUACAGAAAUAUGUUUACACUCAGGAUGUAAGUGUGCUGGAGCAGUUAAUGAUGGGUGUGCGCUACUUGGACUUACGAAUUGGCUUUUACAAUCACACCCUAGGAGAGCCACCAUUCAACUGGUGGUGUAAUCACGACUUCAUGCCAGUACAACCCUUAUCAGGAGUCUUCAAACAGAUAAAGCAGUUUGUGAUCAACACCAAUGAGAUUGUCAUAGUUGACUUUCACCACUUCCCUAUUGGAUUCAAUGACAUUGAAAUUCAUCACAGACUAGUGAAGUACAUUCAAAAGGAACUGGGAGAGCUGCUUCACAAGAGAACUGACAAAGAGUUCGGAGUUAGCUUGAAAAGUAUCUGGAACUCAGGAAGAAGAUUGAUUCUGUCUUACAAUAAGGAUAUUAUAGCAGAUGCCUAUAAACUGUAUCUACCAAUCAAACAGCAAUGGGGAAACAAACAAACCUUUAGUGAAUUAUAUCCCUUCCUCAAUGAGCAAUUCGAAAGGUGUGAGAGAGAUAAAAAACAGAUGUGGGCAGCAAUGGCUGAGUUGACACCCUCAACACUAGGAGUCCUCACAGACUGGUACGGAGGGCUCAGAAACCUCGCAAACCGAAUCAAUACCAAUCUGACACUAUCCUUCAGGUCAUGCAGAAAGUGGGCAACCUGUUCGAAUAUUGUUGCUGUUGACUUCUUCAGAAGUACUGGCCUUGUCAAUGCUGCCAUCAAGCUCAACAGGGAACGAGCUAAAGCUUGGAAUGGAACCACGGCAGUGCAUGGAUAA
Messenger RNA from Nezara viridula (southern green stink bug), 1260 nucleotides. The record is from the annotation of a GenBank genome assembly. NCBI's taxonomy places the organism in Eukaryota, Metazoa, Arthropoda, Insecta, Hemiptera, Pentatomidae.